Molecule: messenger RNA, 3440 nt
Organism: Pimephales promelas (fathead minnow)
Lineage: Eukaryota; Metazoa; Chordata; Actinopteri; Cypriniformes; Leuciscidae
Gene: pdzrn4
Product: PDZ domain containing ring finger 4
Molecular function (GO): protein binding
Source: RefSeq, a predicted model, not a curated record
GUACAGCGUGUGUGGAUGACUGCUAUUCAGCUAGUGUGGAUGAGAGAGACACAAGGAGAUCGAGGGGGUACGAUGCAUGCACACACACAGUCAUUCACAAGGAAUUCUGCUACAUCAGGCAGCCUGGUCAAUGCGUGAUUUUUACACAAAGAAGAACGGGUGAAAGGUACCCACUGAUGAAAGACAUUACUCAACAUUUGAGGGAAAUCCCCAGGGUGCCUGUUUGCGUGCACUACUGCCAGAGAUCUGUUGGGGGACCCGCGACGGCAAGAUGGGCUGUAACUUGUGCACGCUGCAGAAGAGAGAGGAGCACUACAAGCUGCUUUACGAGAUUGCCCAGGUGAAUGGACGUGAAUUUUCAAAGUCUGGACAUGAGGGAACGGUGGAGGCCAUGCGAAAGGAACCAAUUGUGGUGCAGGUGCUGAGGCGGGGAUCCUCCGGCCGGAACCAGAACAGCCUACAGGAAGUGUGUGUGGUGGACGUGUGUACUCAGACGGACAUCACCUUUGAGCACAUUAUGGCUCUGGCAAAGAUGAGACCCACUACCCCGCCUGUGCCAGACAUUUGCCCAUUCCUGCUGUCGGACAGUUGUCAUUCCAUUCAGACUAUGGAGCAUGAAUAUUAUGAUUGUCCAGAAUAUGUGGCCAGCAAUCAGGCAGAAGUGGACAGGGCAGUUGAAUUCGAGUGUGAGGAGGUUGAACUCUGUCGAAUGAACAGCCAGGAAAAACUGGGCCUGACUCUUUGUUAUCGUACUGAUGAUGAAGAAGAUACAGCUAUUUUUGUUGGUCAGGUUGAACUCAACAGCAUAGCUGCAAGGGAUGGACGCAUCAGAGAGGGAGACAGAAUUUUACAGAUAAAUGGUCAUGACGUACAGAACAGGGAAGAGGCUGUUGCUCUCCUUUCAAAUGAAAAUUCCAGAUCCAUAGUGUUACUUGUCACCAGACCUGAAGGACAGAUGGAUGGAAGCUGGCUUGAUGAGGACCAUCAUGAUUUUCUAGAGGAGCUGAAGAUGGAGAUUUUAGAAGAACAGAAAAAGGACGCAAAGUGGUCAAAAAGACAUGAGGAAGCCUCCGCAAGUACAGAUACAGCGACAUGUUCCUCUUCCAUUCUGGAGAAGGACAGUGGUGUGAAAUGCAGCUUUGAGGAGAGUUCUGAAUAUGAAUUUCUCUCUCAUCCCCAAACACAGACUCAAAAACAACUUCGAGACAGGUGGGAAGCGGGCUCACAUAUGGUUCCUAUGGACACCGUUAGCUUAGCCAGGCAGGAGAAGGGUCAGGAGGGCAGGCUGAGCGAGAAUGGGGUGGAAUGUGACCAUUUCCAGCAACUCUUGGAGCUAAAGUGCCAGAUCAGUAAUGGUGGAGAAUGCGGGUUGGUCUACAGGCGAAGUAGUACCAUCGAGUGCAGCCUGACAGAACAGAGUGGAGUAACAAGGGAGCUGCACAUGCUCAACGAAGAGCUGCGCAGCAUUGAACUUGAGUGCCAGAGCAUCAUGCAAGCCCACCAGUUGCGCCGAAGCAAGCAUGACUCGCCCCGAACGGAUAAGGAAAGUCGACUGCGCCGUGGCAAGCUUGCAGACAUUAACGAGUAUCCCGAGAGACUCCAAAGUGAGAAGCUCAGAGAUAAAGACAGCUCUAGUGCCUACAAUACAGCCGAAAGUUCCCGCUCAACUCCACUGGGAACAGAAGGAUCACCCGACCACUCGCUACAGCGUCGAGUCCACCUGACCAAUCAGAGGAACUUGCGGAGUACCCAACACCUGCAGAGUCCCUACAACAGUCCCAUCUUGUCUUUACCCAGCCAAAGUAGCCCGUCUUACAGUCGUGGCCAUACAUACACCAGCUCCACACCACCCUUACAGACCCCCAUCACCAGUCCCGGUUCACAAGGACCCAGCCAGGCCUUCUCCAGCAGCUUGGAACAAAGCCCCAGUAACCCCUCGGAGUCAGACCCAGCGCUUCCUGCUGAUGACGAGCGCUGCGAGAAAGAAAGAAACCGUAAUAGGGUUGCAAGCGCUAGGCACUACCAUUCGCCCUAUCACAGCAACCCCACAACAACCCAGCCUCCCAGCACACGCCAUUACCAGAGUUACCUACAGCUCCUACAACAACAUUCCUCUUCCUCUCUGGAAUACUCCCAGAGCCAGCUUAGCCUCCUCAGCCUCCGUGGACGGCCUGGACCCUCACAACCUGGCCGGAUCGAAUGGAAGGUUAAAGUGCGAGCAGACGGAACCAGGUAUGUGGCACGUCGGCCCACGCGAGACCGUAUCCUGCGCGAACGAGCCUUACGGAUCCGGGAGGAGCGGAGCGGUGGGAUGACUACUGAUGACGACGCAGUGAGCGAGCUUAAGAUGGGGCGGUACUGGAGUAAGGAAGAACGCAAGCAGCAGUUAGCACGCGCGAGAGAACAGCGACGCAGGAGGGAAUUCAUGCAGAGGAGCCGGCUUGAGUGCCUCAGGGAGACCAUGGGGACGGCAAGUGGGGAGGUCAGCAUCCUGGAGCUCAGCCAUAAGAAGAUGCUGAAGAAACGAAACAAGAAGAUCCUUGACAAUUGGAUGACCAUUCAAGAGCUCAUGAGCCAUGGAGCACGAGCACCCGAGGGCACCAAAGUUCACAACGCCUUCCUUUCAGUCACCACAGUUUAGUGAAGAGACCCUAUGUACUUGCCUCAUUCCAAGUAGCCAUUUUAUAAAGGUGAAAAUGCUGAUAUUUUUCAUGUUUUGUGAAAACUCAUUUCAACUGAACUCAAGACUUCAAGAAAUGUGAAUGUUCAAAACUCUUUUGAUACACUGACAUGUUGACACUACCGUUACAGACCUCGCUGUGUUUUCAUACUAGAAUGUAUAAAAUGGUUUUAAUAGGAUUUUACACACUACAUUGUCAUUUAAUGUAGUGUUUUCAUGCAUUUGUAUUUUAUAAAUGGCAAGUUUUCAUGCGAUAUAAAAUACAGUACUUGAAUUUCGGCUUUUGCUGCCAUUACAUCUUUUAAAUCUGAAAUGUAAAUAUCUAUAACUGUUCUGAACAAGAUCUUCGUGAGUAAAGGUCUUCUUUGCCGCUUAAUGGGUUUACAAGAGUUGUUUGACAUACCACACGAUGUUACCAUUUUAAUGGUACUGUAUACAAUACGUACAAUUUUUGUACUGCUCUGUAUGAACAUUAUUUAUAUUUUUGAGUCUAAUAUGUUAUUUUAUUCCAUCUUAUAAUGCCAAAUGACCCAGUCUGUAUCUCAGUCAAGCGCUAAACAUGGAGUUUCUACCACUCUCAUUGUGCCUUGUAUGGAGGCUCAUUUUUCUACCAGUUUGUGAAGAGACAACCUGAGUAAUCUUGCUGUCAUGUUUUUAGUCUUUUUUUGAUGUGUAAGACAUCUUUGUAGCCAGGUCUACGUGUUCUAGGUGUGCUACAUGGGGUGAAAAACGAUAAUAAAUUAUUGUUAUAUAAGUUAAA